AUGAAGCUGUCCAGUGCUGGGAUUGUGCUCCAAGUCCUGGGGUUUCUUCAGGAGCAGGCUAGUUCGUGGACCGUAGAAGAGCCGUCGCUGCAAGAGCCGUUGGUCGGGAAGAUUACCGAGGCGCUGCAUCGGAUUCGAUUGAACACUUGCGUCGCGCACAAUAUGAGUGUUUUCAUCAGCACCGACUAUGAGCAUUUGGACGAGAAGGAGUCGAAUCUGGUGCGAUUCGUCCUCGACUACAGCCUGAGAAGAGAGGAGAUGGUGCCCGUGGUGUUGGCGUCGAAGCUGAGCUCCGAGAUGAGUGUACGUGUGCAGCUGCAGCUGCUCUUUGUCCAGAGUCCCGAGCAGGCAAUAGCGGCCUGUUCCGCCCUGGAGAUCAAGGGCAUGUAUCUGAUUGUGUGGCUCACAUCCCAGCCAGAGGCGAGCAUACAACGGAGCACCAUGUCCUUGAUCUUUGGGCACUUUCUGCAUCGUCUGUACAACUUGAAUGUGCUGCUCCUGCUGGCCCACAUGGAGAGAUCGACCCUAAGGGCAUAUGGCUUUCUGCCGUACACAUCCGGCAGCUGUGCCAGCACCGAUCCCGUGGAGAUGCGCCUACAGGAGUGGCGACUGCGAGAGAUGUUCCCCUUUCGAUUGGGCAACCUACAUGGCUGUCCGCUGAGCGUGAUUGUGUGGCCGAUAGCGCCCUACAUGAAGCUUCGCUGGGAGCGGCGCCGGGUGAAGGAUCAGAUCGAUGGCUUGGAUGGUGUGCUGCUUAGGAUAAUGGCGACCAGGAUGAACUUCACCAUCCAGCUGAUGCCCAAUGAACCGGUCGGGCUGAUUGGGGGCUCUAGCUACUUGAAUGGCACCAUGACGGGGGCCUAUCGUAUGCUCCAGGAUCGUCGGGCAAAUCUCACACUGGGCUGUGCCGCCUGCACCCCGGAACGGCAAAUCUACCUCACAUCCACGUGGCCGUACACCCAGAUGCCCUACGUGAUUGUGCUGAAGGUGCGCAGUAGCUACAGCAACUACGAGAUCAUGCUGUUCCCCUUCGAGCGAUACACUUGGCUGCUGCUCGGCGGUCUGGCCAUUGUGCAUCGGUGCCUGAGGCGCUGGGGGAGGAUGCCCGCUCCGGCUGUGGCCGGAUGGCUCCUCUUGGGCUUCGUUGUGCGCGUCAGCUACGAGGGAUCCGUCUUUAACUUUCUGCACAACUCACCUGCCAAGCCCAUGCCGCACACCUUUGAGCAGAUGGUGGCCGCCGGAUUUGUGUUCAUCACGGAUCAUGCCACCUACCGCAUGACGCUCAAGCUGCCGGCGUUCAAGGGGCUCGUAAAGGUCACUCCCGGCCAGCCGGUGGACGUGUUCGAUGCUCUUCUAAAGGAGCCUCCCCUCACAGGGGCAUUCACCAGUACCGCGUUUUUGGCCACCCAUCUCACUCAUCACAAGGAGCAUCGCCACCGAUUCAUCAUCCUCGCCGAGAAGAUCCUGGACAACAUGCUGUGCAUGUACUUUCCCCGCAACUCGUACUUCUCGGGCAAAAUCAAUCAUCUGCUUUUCAACAUGCGCAGCUUUGGUUUGUUCCAGCAUCACUCGCAGCGCCUUGCCUGGGCCAACAUGCCCCUCACAACGGAUGGAAAGGGUCCUUCUCGGAAGGUGCAUCAAUCGUCGGCCGUGGAUGUGAGGGCGGGAUUUGCCGAGUCCAUGGGUUUCAUUGUGGCCGCCUUGAAUUGUCUGUGCGGUGCCUUGGCUGUGGGCAUCUGUGUGUUUGCCUUGGAGCUGCUUAGCCGGAGGCCACACUGGCGAAGAUUGGCCUUGAUAAUGGAGAGGUUUUAA
Drosophila persimilis is the source of this 1812-nucleotide messenger RNA. RefSeq lists its product as uncharacterized. The coding region runs from base 1 to 1812 and encodes 603 amino acids. The transcript is spliced from 2 exons. The record is from RefSeq and is a predicted model, not a curated record. Lineage: Eukaryota; Metazoa; Arthropoda; Insecta; Diptera; Drosophilidae.